AUGAAGUUCCUCGUAUGCUUAGUCGUUGUUGCUGCAUCGUGCGUUCUAUCUCGAGGAGAAUUCGUCGAGUGCGAUCUUGAUUUGAAUGAUUCAGCCAUACUCAGCAAACUGCCGGAGGAAUGCCAAGGAUUGAAUGACACCAUCAAAGCCCUGAUGUUAGAAGAGGCUGCCAGUUUCAAAGAGUUCCACCAAAAGCUACUAAGCUAUGAAGCUGCUAACGACGAGGAAUUCAUUCACACGGAUAUGGACUUUCGUAACCAGUUGUACUUGGAGGCUGAUUUGUACACCUGCCGAAGUAUUAAGGAUUCGAUCGACCAGUUUUUACAGUGCCUGAUUGAAAAAAGACGCAAAAUGGUUGAUAUAAUCGAUUCUCACUCGAGUUAAACGCUACGGAGUGUAUGAUUCAUAUCUACGAGUUGUAUAGACCAUCUAUCGCUGUAACGGCUCCGUUAUGUUUGUUCAGCUUCGCGGAAUCAAAUUGGAUCAGAAUAAUCAUGAAUGAGACAAGUGCUACGAAAACCUACAAAUAGGUAAAAUUGGUUUCCCAUAGCCUGACGGUUGCAACUUCGAGUGAUUCACUUACCGAUGAUAAUGAGGUCAAAUUCAGUUUCAUUAUACCACAAGCCGUUGGAAUAACGUCUUUCCUGUCUAAUGUCAAUAAACUGAAACGUUCAAUCUACGAUA
Molecule: messenger RNA, 684 nt
Organism: Anopheles nili
Lineage: Eukaryota; Metazoa; Arthropoda; Insecta; Diptera; Culicidae
Exons: 2
Coding region: 1-384 (127 amino acids)
Source: RefSeq, a predicted model, not a curated record